Messenger RNA from Cebus imitator (Panamanian white-faced capuchin), 1654 nucleotides. RefSeq names its product sperm acrosome associated 6 (gene SPACA6). Lineage: Eukaryota; Metazoa; Chordata; Mammalia; Primates; Cebidae. The transcript has 5 exons. The record is from RefSeq and is a predicted model, not a curated record. Gene Ontology annotation, biological process: fusion of sperm to egg plasma membrane involved in single fertilization. The coding region runs from base 851 to 1585 and encodes 244 amino acids.
AUCUUGCCACUGCACUCUAGCCUGGGUGACAGAGCAAGACUCUGUCUCAAAACAAAACAAAACAAAACCCACUUCUGAGAUCCUGAUCCACUCUCCUGGCCCCAUCUCUGAGCCUCAGGCCUUGGGGAUCGACUCCCGUGUGGACCACUGUGGAUUUGGCCUCACCCCUUCGAUGGAAGGUUUCCCUUCCAGCUAGGAGCAGCCAUGGGAUGUGUCUCUGUGAAAGGUUUCCUCUCCUACUGAUCCCGUUUCCGGGACUACUUCUAGCCCACCUUCUCAGUGGAAUACAACUGGACUGCCCACCCCCGUCAGGCCCUCCAGAAGGCCAGUGUCUCCCCCUAACCCCUAAGUAUACGGCUGGCAGCGGGCCUGGCCCUGACCCCUCCUAGUGCAAAGCUCAGGCCUGGCCCCGCCCCCAGGUGGAACCCGGCCGCUUGACCCCGCCCUCAGGUUAUGACUGCAGCCCCCCUCAGAGCAAAGCGUCCAGCCAUGUAACAACCGACAGGGAAGCAUGGAGUGAGGGGUUCUUCCCACGACCUUUAAGUGGUGAUGUUUCCUUUCUCUCUACAGCCCAGGCCUGCAUCCCUCCCUGCGGUAAGAAGUUCAUCUAAAUGUUGGAAUUGUCGGUAAAGGAGGUGGUCGGGGCCGAAACCUAGGACAUCAGGUGGGGGAAAUCGGGUGGACUUCAAAUCCUUAGGAGACCAACAAGAGCCCCGGAGAAAAGGAAGUAAACCAGGUAUUGCUCUAAAUCCUCAUAGGAGGGUGUGAGAGCCAAAGCAAACCAAUAGGAAUCCUAGAUGGCAGACGGGAGUGAGAGGCAGCUAAGGACUGCAGGUUCGGCGGGUUUAAGAUGCUACCUGGCCAGUGGACCCCCGGGAGCUGUAUGGAUCUCAAAAGGGCCAAAGGGCCCUGGGCAGGUGGCACCCAGACCCAGCGUUCCCAUUCCACAGGUCUCCAGGAGUUUGCCCGGCGUUUCCUCUGCAAAGGGUGCUACUCCAGGGUCUGUGACCUCCCGCUGGACUGCCCAGGAUGUGACAGUGACUCGGGGCGAUCAGGCUAUGUUUUCUUGCAUCGUGAACUUCAAGCUGCCAAAGGAGGAGAUCACCUAUUCCUGGAAGUUUGCAAGAGGAGGUUACCCUUUGGCAAGCCGAAGUUGAGAAGCUUAAGCCCGCGGGUCCCGCAGCUCCGGACUCAGGACCUGUCCUAUUUCCGAGAUGUGCCGCGGGCCGAAGGAUACCUGGCGCGGAUCCGGCCGGCGCAGCUCACGCACCGCGGGACGUUCUCGUGCGAGAUCAAGCAAGACCAGCGCCCCCUGGCUCGGCUCUACUUCUUUCUUAACGUGACGGGUCCGCCCCCGCGCGCGGAGACAGAGCUGCAGGCCUCGUUCCGGGAAGUGCUGCGCUGGGCCCCGCGGGAUGCCGAGCUGAUCGAGCCCUGGAGGCCCAGCCUGGGCGAGCUGCUGGCCACGCCCGAGGCUCUGACGCCGAGCAACCUGUUCCUGCUUGCAGCCCUCGGGGCCCUGGCAUCAGUGUGUGCCACCUUGUUGGUGUGGAUGUUCUUUGAAUGGUACUGCAGUGGCAGCUAACAAAGGUGUCUCUUUCCUCCUUCCCUAUCCUAUUUCCAUCCUGAAAAUAAAGAAUAUGUUUCAACUCUG